Musca domestica (house fly) is the source of this 1206-nucleotide messenger RNA. RefSeq names its product dynein light chain Tctex-type (gene Dlc90F). Gene Ontology annotation, molecular function: dynein intermediate chain binding. The transcript has 2 exons. Lineage: Eukaryota; Metazoa; Arthropoda; Insecta; Diptera; Muscidae. Bases 274 to 609 code for a protein of 111 amino acids. Gene Ontology annotation, biological process: microtubule-based movement. Gene Ontology annotation, cellular component: cytoplasmic dynein complex; cytoplasm. The record is from RefSeq and is a predicted model, not a curated record.
UCAACAUUAAAUUGGCAUUGACAGCUGGCAUAGGAGAAAAAACGCCACAAGCUUGAGUUUUUGAGUUUGAUCGACGAAGAAUUGCAUUCCAACAAACAAAAAGUAUAGCGUUCCGGAAAAUUCUCGAUUGCGUACAAAAUACGGGUGAAGGUUUUUGCAAAACAAGGCAAAACAACAAAUAUCGUAAACAAACAAAUUGUGCAUUAGAUUUGCGUUGAGCAAAUUAAACAAAUCGUAUUAGUGCAAAACGAAAUCUUAAAAACAAUUUGCGACAUGGAUGAAUCACGCGAAGAGAACCAAUUCAUUGUAGAUGAUGUAAGCAAAAUCAUCAAGGAAGCUAUCGAGAGUACCAUUGGUGGCAACGCCUACCAGCACGACAAGGUAAACAAUUGGACCGGCCAGGUGGUGGAGAAUUGUCUCAGUAUGCUGACCAAGGAGCAAAAGCCCUACAAAUACAUAGUCACCUCCAUGAUAAUGCAAAAAAAUGGUGCCGGCCUACAUACAGCUAGUUCAUGUUAUUGGAACAAUGACACCGAUGGCAGCUGCACAGUGCGCUGGGAGAACAAGACAAUGUACUGUAUUGUGUCGGUCUUUGGUUUGGCUGUAUAAGCAAAAUUUGAUAGUAUGUUAAUUAUCCUUUAUUUUUAAGUUUUUUUACGAAACACUUUCAAGUCGAUUCUGUUUAAGUAGCGGAAAAUCAAUGAAUCAAUAAUAACAACUAUGCAACAUUGAAAAUGGGGAGGGAUGGAGAGACUCUUUGUAGAAAUCCAAUUUUAUUUUCCAAAAAAGAACAAACCGUUAAUUUUCCAAACAAAAUUGUUGAAAGUGAUUGUAAACAGUCAACUUUGAAAUAUAUUAAAAAACCUAAACCAAAAUUGUUUGGCAAAUUUAAACUUAUCAUUUUUUUUAGCUUAAAUUAGCAGAGCAAACAAAAAUCACUCAAAAAUAUCAAUAAACACCCAAGCUACUAUCAUUCAAUGCUGUUACAGCAAUAAAAACAUCACAAGACAACAACAACUUACAAAGUAGUGGCUUUGUUUUACACUUAUGCAAAAGAAUAAAUAAAUAUUGGAAAUUCAAAUUAUCUCUAAUUAUAGUAGUUUAUAAAUAAAUAAACAGAAAAAGAAAACAUAAAUGCGAAUAUAUGAGAAUAUAAAAUGUAUUUUUGUAAUGUAAAAAAUAAAAAUCUAUAAUUAUAAUAGACUU